Molecule: messenger RNA, 2025 nt
Organism: Phragmites australis (common reed)
Lineage: Eukaryota; Viridiplantae; Streptophyta; Magnoliopsida; Poales; Poaceae
Exons: 5
Coding region: 433-1713 (426 amino acids)
Source: RefSeq, a predicted model, not a curated record
CCCGUCCUCCUCCCCCUCUCCGCUCCUCGGUUUCACCUCUGCUCCCCUUGCCAUGUCUUCGCUCAAGUGCGCCAAAAUUCAUCUCCUCUUAGGAUAUGCCCAAUUAUUCUCUGCCUGAUCGAUUAGUUGAUUGUUCUGAAUUCUGAUAUCUGUUCAGAAAAGAUUGGUCUUUGGAGAUCUGUUCUGUGCAGCUCCAAUAUCUUUUUUCCUAAUCCUUUCUUGUUCGUUGCGAUCCGCAGGAGACGGUUGUCGCGUAGUAUGUCAAAGAUCCCAUCUUUUCAUCCCUCUUCCCCCUGCCUUUCUGCUAGCACUUGAUCUUUCCUAGUUCCUCUUUGAUAUCAGUGAUUUCUCUGUGGCCUGUUGUUCUUACGGAAUAGUGAUUGAAUUUGAAUAUGGAUUGAUUGCUCCUUGGUGGUGGUGAGUGGUGUCAAGAUGAAAAUGUCUCUGUUCCUAGUGCUGCUCAUUACAUUCUUAUCUGCAAUCGGCACCCUUCCAUCAGAAGCGUUCAAUGUGAGAGGCCCCCUACUGAAAUCCAAGACGUUCCUGUCUCCACCCUUCUCCCUGCGCCCCGGCUCGGUCUCAAACAAAUGGAACUUUGACAUCGAGUUCCCCAGAGGUCACCUGGCGCUCAAGAGCUUCAAUGGCGAGGUCAUCGAUGAGCACGGUGUCCCUGUCCCUCUCCAUGAGACCUACCUGCACCAUUGGGUUGUGGAACCAUACUACGCUCCCAAGAACGAUGCCAUCGCCGAUGUGCAGAAGCUUCCAAAGAUGAUCCUGGCAAGGAACUCCGGUGUGUGCAAUCACACAUUGGGACAGUACUAUGGGCUGGGGUCCGAGACCCGGCACACCGCCACUUGGGUCCCUGAUCCUUAUGGAAUUGAGAUUGGCAACCCGGAGAGCCCCCCUGAGGGUUAUGAGGAGAAAUGGUUGCUAAAUGUCCACGCCAUUGACACGAGGGGUGUGACCGACAAGCUGGGGUGCACCGAGUGCAAGUGUGAUCUGUACAAUGUCACGGUCGAUGAGUACGGUCGUGACAUCGUGAAGGACUACACCGGUGGCCUGCGCUGCUGCUAUGAUCAGACCCAGUGCAAGGUGAGGGAAGGGUUCAAUGGUGAGGCGAGGAAGCUGUUCUUGCGGUACACGGUGAUGUGGCUCGACUGGAGCGAUGCGGUUGUGCCGGUGAGGAUCUACAUUUUCGAUGCCACUGACAGAGCUCUGCUUGAGGGAAAAUCUGAACCUGCUUGCAAGGUUGAGUAUCAAGUCGAGGAAUGCAGCUCAGAAAACCGUGCCCAGAACGAUUGCGUCGAUGUUAAGGUGGCCAAACAAGUGUUACCGCGUGGAGGCGAUAUCGUGUUCGGCGUUGCACACCAGCAUUCAGGUGGCAUCGGUGCUUCUUUGCACGGCGAGGACGGACGUCUGCUGUGCGCGUCGAUGACAACCUACGGCGAGGGGCGGGAGGCCGGGAACGAGGCGGGAUACAUCGUCGGCAUGUCGACGUGCUACCCGAAGCCGGGUACCGUGCAGGUGCUCGACGGCGAGGUGCUGACCGUCGUCUCCAACUACAGCAGCGAGCGCCAGCACACCGGCGUCAUGGGGCUGUUCUACAUCCUCGUGGCCGAGCAUGAGCAGGAGCCGGUUGCCAACAAGCCGGCCCUGUGCUUCAGCUUCCCGGUCUCAUGGUGCCUACCGGCAUGGAUGUCGAGCAACCUGUGAAAGAGUCUACUAUAGUGUCCUUACGGAUACAGUGCAAGAGAUGCAUGAAGAAGCAGAAUGAAACAUCAGUCAUCAGUGAUCACUGAGUUGUAGUUUGUGCUGUUUCAGUGAACCAUCAGCCUCUGAUGGCCUGCAGUACUAGUAUAUGAAUCUGGGUUUUUCAGUAUCAAUACCAAGAGAAGUGUUCUCCAAAUAAUUCCCCUUUCAUGGAAGCUAGUGUAAGUGAGAACCAGAUGUACAAUCCCUUGUACAAAAUAUAUAGUGAGAUUAUACAUGUCCUAGCAAUAUAUGUGUACGCAUAGUAUUGGCUCU